AUGCUCGACUUCACGUCGCAGAAGCGUUUGAAACAGUGUAUUCUCGUCGCAACUAAUAUCACGCUAAGUUUCCAACUCCCCCCAGUACAGAUACCAAUCGGCACUGAGAGCAAAACAAGACCCACCAUGCAGGCAAUAGAGCAACGCAAACUACAAGUAAAAACCCACCUAGGCGUCGGCGAACAAUUUAAACACGAAACAGAAUUUGAGCUGCAUCAAGUCAAAGAACAGCUCAGAAACGCGGAAGAGAAUAUCGCAUACCUCUCAGAUAGGGUUAUGACGUACAGGUAUAGGUGGCUGGAAGAGUAUUACCGUGCCGACAACCUGGAGCGUCAUAUGCCUAAUGGCAUCCAUGUACCCGACCUUGGUCAGAUUCCCCUAGGUGCCCCCUCUCCCGGCUUCUCUACAGAGUUCUUGGCCUGGGAUGACAUGUGA
Suillus fuscotomentosus is the source of this 435-nucleotide messenger RNA. RefSeq lists its product as uncharacterized. Lineage: Eukaryota; Fungi; Basidiomycota; Agaricomycetes; Boletales; Suillaceae. The record is from RefSeq and is a predicted model, not a curated record. The transcript is spliced from 4 exons. Bases 1 to 435 code for a protein of 144 amino acids.